AUGGCUGAUGGAUGGACUGAUCGUUGUAGGCGUACUUUAACUAAUUUCUUGGUUUAUUGCCCUAAAGGAACUGUUUUCCUAAAGUCAGUUGAUGCUUCUCAUAUCUCAAAAACUGCUGAUGCUUUGUUUAGGUUGCUUAGGGAUGUUGUGUUAUUUGUUGGUCCAGAGAAUGUUGUACAUGUAGGGACAGAUAAUGCUGCAAAUUACAUUGCUACUGGAAGGAUAUUGGAUGCAUUGAGAGCUAUGGUGACAUCUAGAGAAUGGACAAGCUCAGCUUACUCUAAAGAAAUCAAAGCAAAAAAGUUUGUGGAUCAAGUCUUAGAUUCUAAAUUUUGGAAUCAAUGCACUAAUAUUGUUAAGCUUACUGAGCCACUUGUUCGUGUAUUGCAUAUUGUGGAUAGUGAAGAUAGAGCUACAAUGGGUUUCCUUUAUCAAGCUAUUUAUAAGGCUAGGAAAGAGAUGGUGAAGAGGUUUCAAAAAAGAAAGAGGGUUGUUGAUCCAUAUUUGAAGAUUUUAGAUUCAUGUUGGGAUUCACAACUUAAAAGAAACCUUCAUGCUGCUGGUUAUUGGUUAAAUCCAGCUUUUCGAUUUAAUGCUACAGAAUUUGAAAAGCACAAGCAAACAACCUCUGGCCUACUAGAUGUCAUUGAGAGAUAUGCUUACGGUGAUGCAUAUUUGGAUUCUAAAUUGACAAGUGAGAUGAGAAUCUUUAAGAAUUCUGAAGGAGACUUUGGAAGACAGUCUGCAAUACGUGAGCGAAGCCCAGUGAUGCUUGAUCAAUGGUGGGAAUCUUAUGGAUGUGGAGCAUCAAACUUGCAAAAGUUAUCGAUUCGUGUUUUAAGUCAAACUUGUAGUUCUUCAGGUUGUGAGGAUCAAUUGAAUCUGGAAGAUGAUCGAGAUGAUGAUGAAGCUAAUAAUAGUUCUGUGGAAAAUGCAAAUCAGAAUGAAACCAAUCAGGAUGUAGCUCCAGAUUUGUCAGAUGAAGAAAGAUAUCCAGACUUUGAAAUUACUCCUUGGAUAUAA
Molecule: messenger RNA, 1023 nt
Organism: Arachis ipaensis
Lineage: Eukaryota; Viridiplantae; Streptophyta; Magnoliopsida; Fabales; Fabaceae
Source: RefSeq, a predicted model, not a curated record